UGCAAAAGCGUAAGGAGAUGCGAAAUUUUCAACAAGACAAUCGAUGAAAACGUGAGCAUUAUUUUUCGCGUUCAGAAUCUAAUUAGAACCGCCCCGGUGCACUUGGCUUGAACAGUUCUUCUUAACAACCAUUAUUUACUACAAAAAACGCACAAUGUCGACCUUCGAAAAAGCCGUCGAGGAUGUAAAGAACUUGAAGGUAACACCCCCGGAUGCUGACCUGCUGGAGGUGUACGGUUUGUACAAACAGGCCACGGUUGGCGAUUGCAAUACGGACAAACCGGGCCUGCUAGACUUCAAGGGAAAAUCGAAAUGGGAAGCCUGGAAUGGAUGCAAAGGGCUGUCACAGGACGACGCCAAGCAGGCUUACGUGGAUAAGGUGGCCAAAUUGGUGGAGCAGCAUGGCCUCAAGUAGGCGUGUCCAGUGGACAAGUAUAAACACACACACAGGGAAAGUAGCUAAAGAUAGGCCAAUCAAAGGAAUCUCAAACCAUAAGGCGGCGGGACGAUAAAACUUCCACAAUGGACAUUUAUUUGUCAUUUUUUAUAAAUUUAAUUUGGAAUUAGUGACAAUUUCGCUGGUUGAAACGUAACAAGAAGCUUCGGGUAAGAUUUGUUUAAAACAAAAAUUUAAUUAACAUACUUGGGAUACGCACUGUGUAUCGAAAAAAGGUAAAUAUAUUAUUAAACUUAA
Molecule: messenger RNA, 694 nt
Organism: Wyeomyia smithii (pitcher-plant mosquito)
Lineage: Eukaryota; Metazoa; Arthropoda; Insecta; Diptera; Culicidae
Gene: Acbp1
Product: acyl-CoA-binding protein
Exons: 2
Coding region: 155-415 (86 amino acids)
Biological process (GO): fatty acid metabolic process
Molecular function (GO): fatty-acyl-CoA binding
Source: RefSeq, a predicted model, not a curated record